UGAUAGGCCUAUAACGUGAGCAGUCCUGAAUACCCCUUCCAACCCUCUUCAAGCAAGAUCAAUAUUUCUAGCUGAAGGGAGACAGAGCAUCACUGUGCUAAGAGAGGGGAUGUGAAUAAACUCUCUCUAUAGGCAAAGCCUGUUGCUGGUAUCACAUUUAAAAAUUUAUCUUUUCUCUGUGUACUUCUUUAUAAUUAGUGAUUAUUUCUGUAAUGUUAAACUAAAGAAUUUGAUAAAAUAUAGUGAUGUGCUGUGGUCAGCAGUCAAGGGAUGGACAAGCUAACUAAUUUUACUCGUGGUAUCAAUACUACAACAUCUCCAAUAUCAGCGCAGAAUUGUGCUUCAAAUUCAUCAGGCUCUGCAUUUCUUGACAGAGUAUUAAUUACUGCUCCAUCGUGGAUUUCUGUAAAUCAAGAUUUGAGAUGGAUUUUUCUUCUGCAUACUUAUGGAUUUGCAAGCCUUUUCUUUGUACUUGGAUUUUAUACGUUUUUUUCUAUUUUAAAUUUAAGAUCCCUUAUAUCAAGCCGCCCUUUUAUGUCAACGAUUAAUAUAUUUUUAUGUUUAUUGGGUGCAUCAAGGGCUGCAUGUUUAUUUAUAGAUCCUUAUAAUCUUAAAGAAAUAAUGCCAAAGAUUAUAGGGUCCACUAUGUGGGAUAUUGGAUUUCCCUGUAUUACUUCUGCAUUUUGCCUUAUACAAUUGACCUUCUUGCAAUUAACACAACUUAAGUUUGGGCCAGAAAAAAUACAAAAUGAAUCAUUUCUUAGUCUUAUUAUAACAGGACAUUUCUUUUUUGUAAUUGUAAGUGAUGUUGCUUUAACAUCACAUAAUUGUUACAUGGCAAAAUAUGUUGUUCAAACUGUAUUUCUGAUAUGGAGUAUUCUUUUAUAUUUAACAUUUUUGCAUGCAGGCUAUAAAGUCAUGCAUUUAUUGAGAACAAUGCCAAGUAGUAUGUUAACAAGAGACAAUUCUAAUGCUCAUCAAAAAGGCAUUAUGCAACUUGCUAUGCUAGCACCAUAUAGUAAUCUUGCAACAUCAGUAGCAGCUGCUGCAUUGGUGCCUACUUUACUUGGUCCUAAAAUCAAAGAUUCAGAACAGAAUGAAAGUGCCAAUGUAGAAGGAAAUUCAGAAUAUAAAGGUAACUCUUUAAAAAUAUCUAAAAAACAAGAACAAGAUCAAAUGGAAGUGUCUCAUAAUGUUUCAUCUUUACGAGAAGAGACUCCUGUUCAACCAGUAUCUACUGUACCUGAAGUUUAUGUUAGACCACCAACACCUACUCCAUCAACUGCAAAUUUACCAAUAAUAACAGUUUCUAGUCCAAGUCGAAGAAGUUCUUUAGCAAGUAGACGUGGGAGUGACGUAUCUCGUUCAUCACGUAGAAAUUCAGAAUGUAGUGUUAAAUUUAUAAACGAAGAAGAUGUUUUGCCAAUUACUGACUUCAAAUAUGGUGCUGAAUUCAGCUCUAAGUAUUCUCCUAGCAUUGAUAGAAGUCAAUUACCAGAACGAAUAGCACGUCGACAUUCUGAGAAUAUUACACCAACUGGCAGCACAAAAGAAUUAAGAAGAUGUUCUGAUUUUUCUCAUGAAAAAAAUCGUAGUUCUCAGUUCGCCACUAAAUUAAGAAGGAACAGCGAUUUUGGUAACAGAACACCAAGGAGAAUGUUACCACCGGUUGAACAGAGAUUGCCAAAAGUCUUAGAUCUCAGUCCUGCAGGUUCACGACGUAAUUCUGAUAUUGGCACUUUUAUAUCUGUCAAACACGAAUCACGAAGAAAUUCUGACUUCUCCUAUAGACGAAAUUCCGAAGUGGCGCACUUUAAGCCAUUAGUUAUAAAUCGUCGUAGUAGCGAUAUAAGUAUUAGAACAUUGGAUAAAAGUCCUACUCAUUAUCAAAGUAUAGUUCCUCAAAAAAUAGAAAUACAGGAGAAGUCUGAAUCGGAUUCAGAUCAACCGGAUUGUAAUGAAAAAGCUGCAUUAAUGAAUGAAAAAAUGAAGAAUAAAGGUGAAGAUACCAAAAUACGAAAGAAAAGCUUGUCUUGGAAAACGGAUAAAAGUAAAGAUGAAUCAGAAGAAAUAACAGCUGAAACUAAUUUGCUUCCUGAAAAUUCUGGAACAGAGAAUAAAAUUACGGGAACUGAUUUUACAUUGCAUUCAAUACUAAAUCACAUAGCAUACGUGAAUAGAGCCAAAUCAGAUGCACCGCUGCAUUUACCAGAAGCCAAUACUGCAGCUGCCAGAAAAUCUCAAAUUCGAAGGGUGUUACAUGUUACAUAUACCACAGCAAUUUUAGGAAUCAUAUUGUGUAUCUUAGAUCUUGUUCGUGUUUUUGGACCCUAUGGACUCUUAGCAGAAGCAGUAGCGUAUGAUACACGGCCAUUGCUAACUCAAUUCCCCAAGCCAUGGCCUUGGUUAUUAUAUCAAACAUUGUGCAGAGCCAUAGAACUCAUAAUGGGUUGUGCAAUGGCAAGUAUAACAAAACAACCAUCAGUGAGCCCACGUCAUCAAUAUUUAAGUAGUUACCCCGAUUAUAGCACACGUAUGAAACGAGGUAACAAUCUUUAUAUAUAAAGCAAUACUCGUGUCAGUCGUAUAACAGACUGAAGAACCAAGAUGCCAAAUUGAAUAUUUCCAUGAUCUUAUAUACCAUCUAUCUAUCUUCAUUAAAACAUUUACAGAUUA
Molecule: messenger RNA, 2676 nt
Organism: Vespula vulgaris
Lineage: Eukaryota; Metazoa; Arthropoda; Insecta; Hymenoptera; Vespidae
Exons: 9
Coding region: 271-2565 (764 amino acids)
Source: RefSeq, a predicted model, not a curated record